This is a messenger RNA of Zingiber officinale, 1181 nucleotides long. Its product is annotated as chorismate mutase 2, cytosolic-like. The record is from RefSeq and is a predicted model, not a curated record. Gene Ontology annotation, cellular component: cytoplasm. Gene Ontology annotation, molecular function: chorismate mutase activity. Lineage: Eukaryota; Viridiplantae; Streptophyta; Magnoliopsida; Zingiberales; Zingiberaceae. Bases 1 to 1008 code for a protein of 335 amino acids. Gene Ontology annotation, biological process: chorismate metabolic process; aromatic amino acid biosynthetic process. The transcript is spliced from 6 exons.
AUGAGAUUUGGUCUCAAGAUAACAGCUAAUAAACAACUUUCGAUAGACAACUUCAUGGUAUGCAAUAAACGGGGAGGUAGCGAGAUCGUCGAGAUGGCAAGUGGUCAAGGAGGGAAGUUCAGAAACUCUACCUGGCAAUCAAGCUUCACGUCCAUGGCUUCUCGCUCUCUCCUCUAUGCCUUCUCCUUCCUCGCCUUUGCCUCCAUCUGCAGCUGCAGACAACUCGAGGAGAAGGACAACCAGUUCAGUCUCGCAUCAGUGAGAGAGUUCUUGACCAGGGAGGAAGACAGUAUUGUGUUCAGCCUCAUAGAGAGGGCCAAAUACCCCUCCAACUUUCCUGUGUAUGAUCCUUCUUACUUGGCCGGAGCAGCCUUCCCAUACCACAACCAUUCCCUGGUCGACAUCUUUGUCAGGGAGUCGGAGGCAGUGCAGGCCAGGGCCGGAAGAUAUCAAAACCCAGAGGAGAUUCCCUUCUUCCCAGAGAAUCUGGUGCCGCCAUUAGUCCCUCCUUACCAAUAUCCAAAGGUGUUAUAUCCUGCUGCUGCAUCAGUGAAUGUUAGAGACACCAUAUGGCAAAUGUAUUUUGAUCAACUUCUUCCACAAUUCACUUCAAAAGGAGAUGAUGGCAGAUAUGCACUCACAGCAGCUGCAGAUCUUGUGUGUUUACAGGCACUUUCAAGGAGGAUCCACUAUGGAAGAUUUGUGUCAGAAGCCAAGUUCAGAGAUGCCCCAAAUAACUACAGCAGUGCAAUCAGAGCUAAAGAUAGGGAUGCUUUGAUGAGAUUGCUAACGUUUGAGGUUCAAGAAGAAACAGUGAAGAGGAGGGUGGAGGAGAAGGCCAAGGUGUUUGGGCAAGAUGUGACUGUAGAUAAUGGAACAAGCACAAACGAGAGCAGUCGUCCCCAGUACAAGGUUGAUCCAAAUGUAGUUUAUCAUCUUUAUGGAAAUUGGGUCAUACCUUUCACAAAGCAAGUGGAAGUGGAAUACCUUCUCCAUCGCCUUGAUUGAUGAUGCAAUCAUGCAACAAGUCUGAUAUUAUUCUUUGGUGCUGAAUUUAGAAAGUUAUAUGUGAUGCCUACGUAGAAAUAACUGACUGUUAAAUUUAUCUGGGAGUGAAACAAAACAGUCUUAUCUGAUGGGCAUCAGUUCUCCUUGUUUCCAUUUUAACAGUUCGUGCAAUG